CAGCCGGCCCAUUAAGCCCAUUAGGUUUUUCGCCUAGUGCGUAUAAACCUCCCGUUAGGGUUCUCUGUCUUCGCCACUUUCUCGCGCACCCUCUGCAGCGUCCCCAAGCGCUCCGGCUGUGAGAGGAAUCAUGCCGAAGCAAAUCCACGAGAUCAAGGAUUUCCUCCUCACCGCAAGGAGGAAGGAUGCCCGGUCUGUCAAGAUCAAGAGGAGCAAGGAUGUUGUCAAGUUUAAGGUUCGCUGCUCCAAGUACCUCUACACACUGUGUGUGUUUGACUCCGAGAAGGCCGACAAGUUGAAGCAAUCCCUCCCUCCAGGUUUGAGCGUGCAAGACCUUUGAAUGCACUUGAGUUUGCGUUUCGGGGGAGAACUCAGACAACACUGAGGAUUGUGUUUUGAACCGUUUCGGUUGUUGUUUUUACGAUUUUGUCUGUUAUAUGGAUUGUGCCCAGUGUAGUUCUAUUCUAGACUGAAUCAAGUUUUUCAGUUUUGCUGUCAUCUGAUCAAUGGAGCCUCCAUUUGUUUUGC
Messenger RNA from Rhodamnia argentea, 528 nucleotides. Its product is annotated as 60S ribosomal protein L38. Gene Ontology annotation, cellular component: ribosome; cytosolic large ribosomal subunit. The transcript has 3 exons. Gene Ontology annotation, molecular function: structural constituent of ribosome. The record is from RefSeq and is a predicted model, not a curated record. Bases 131 to 340 code for a protein of 69 amino acids. Gene Ontology annotation, biological process: protein-RNA complex assembly; translation. Lineage: Eukaryota; Viridiplantae; Streptophyta; Magnoliopsida; Myrtales; Myrtaceae.